Molecule: messenger RNA, 1897 nt
Organism: Stomoxys calcitrans (stable fly)
Lineage: Eukaryota; Metazoa; Arthropoda; Insecta; Diptera; Muscidae
Product: glucose dehydrogenase [FAD, quinone]
Exons: 2
Coding region: 1-1896 (631 amino acids)
Molecular function (GO): flavin adenine dinucleotide binding; ecdysone oxidase activity
Source: RefSeq, a predicted model, not a curated record
AUGUUGGAAAUUUCGCCAACUAUUACGGCUGCUCAGUGCCCAAUAGCCAGUGUGGGGCCGCUGAAUGCUUUGGUUUCCCUCUUGGUUCAAGGCAUUCUCGCUGCCCAAUGUGAUAUCUCACGUAAGGAUGAGUGGCCAGAGGAUUAUGCUGAACAGGCUUUGCUGAGAGCAGAGGAGACCUUUGAUUUUGUGGUCAUAGGUUCGGGGUCAGCUGGUUCGGUGGUGGCCAGCCGUUUGAGUGAGAAUUCUCAAUGGAAUGUCUUGGUUCUAGAAGCCGGUGGAGAUCCUCCCCCGGAAUCGGAGAUACCCCUGUUGUUGUUUUCCUUGCAAAAUACCACUGCCAGCUAUGACUAUUUCACCGAACCUAAUGGGCGCUCUUGCAAGGCUUGGCAAGAAGAGCGCUGCCAUUGGCCCCGUGGUAAGUUGAUUGGUGGUUCGGGUGCCAUAAAUGCCAUGCUGCAUAUUGCUGGCAAUCGUCUGGACUAUGAUCGUUGGUGUGGUGAUGGCAAUGAAGGUUGGUGCUAUGAUCAAAUGUGGCCUUAUUUCCAAAAGUCUUUGCAUUCCCAAGGCAAUGCCUCACAUCCCCAGGGCCAUAUGAAAAUCAAUGAAUUUGCCAAUUUUGAUAAGGAAUUACUGGAGUUGUUAUAUCAAGCAUAUGAGGAGGUGGGAACUACCCGAGUAGAGGGUUUUCAGGAAGGCAGUUACAUAGGAUAUGGUCAUGCCAAAUCUAUAAUUGACAAAGGGAAAAGAAGAAGCAGUGCCAAGGCUUAUUUAUCUAGUCAAGUGGCCAAAAGACCAAACUUGAAAAUCAUUAAAAACGCUCAAGUCACCAAGAUGAGUUUUAACGAAAACGGCAACAAAGUGGAAGCCGUAGAAUUUCUUAUACAAGGAAAACAUGCCUUGAAAGUCAAUGUAGCCAAAGAGGCCAUACUUUCAGCAGGAGCCGUAGAUUCACCCAAAAUUUUGCAGCUUUCAGGUGUGGGACCUCGAAAACUUUUACAAACUUUGAGUAUACCCCUACGUCAUGAUUUGCCGGUGGGAGAAAAUCUCCAAGAUCAUUUGGUGGUCUAUGUAGCCAUGCGCAUGCCAGCCCAAACUCUCGAUCCCAAAGCAGCUCUUGAUGAUAUCUAUCAAUAUGUUAUGCAUCAGCAAGGACCCCUCAGCUCCAUAGGCACUACAUCUUUGGUCUCCUUCAUACAAACCAAUCAUACUGCAAAUCAACUUUAUCCCAAUCUUCAAAUUCAUAAUGUUUUUCUUAGGAGAGGCAAUCUGAUGGGCACCGACAUGCUAUUGAGAAGUUACAAUAUCAAGGACGAAUAUCACAAAUUCCUUGUUCAACAAGUUGUAGAUUUUGAUGUUGUCUUAUUUGCCAUUACGAUUUUACAGCCUCAGAGCAAGGGAAGUGUAAAAAUUAGCACUUCUUCAUUUGCCGAUCCCCCCAUUAUAGAUGCUGCCUAUUUAGAGCACUCUCAGGAUGUAGAAGUGGCCAUGCAAGGCAUUGAGUAUAUAAGACGUUUAAUAGAAACCUCUGCCUUGAAAGAAAAACAGGCAGAAAUCCUACACAUUCCCAUAGAGGAGUGUGACAGCAAACCCUUUAAAUCUCUGGAAUAUUGGCAUUGCUAUAUGCAAUACUUCAGCAAUACUGUCUAUCAUCCAGUGGGUACUGUGAAAAUGGGUCCUACCUCCGAUCAAACAACCUGCGUUGAUCCCCAACUGAAGCUUAAGGGUGUAGACAACCUAAGAGUGGUGGAUGCAUCCAUAAUGCCCCACAUUGUCAGCAGCAAUACCAAUGCGCCCACCAUUAUGAUUGCUGAAAAGGCUGCAGAUAUGAUUAAAGCACAUUGGAAUCAAAAGGCCAAGGAAGCCAAAGACCAAGCAACUAGAGAGGAAUUGUAAA